AUGAAAGGACAAAAUACAACUAUUAUACAAAAUCAUAAACUGAUGUCGUACGGGAUUUAUGUUAAUGAGGAAGACGACAUAUCUACAGAAUUAUUGGAAGAAUUCGAUAUACCUACUGAGCCGAUUAUUUACAGAGGAACAGGAGACGAACCGGACGUGGCAAGACAUUUUGUAGAGCAGAUAGUAAACAUCGGCAAGAAAGUAACCAAAUUAUUGAAGACAAAUAAACCUAUUAUCAUGACUGCAGAGGAGGUACAGAGAUAUGUCACGUGUCAACAUUGUAAUUUGUGUAACGGCGGUUUUUCUGCCGCGAACUCGAAAAUCGCCGACCACAACAACCUAUCCGGAAAAUACCAACAAAAAUUGAGCAAUACUUGUAAUUUGAAAUGUCAAACAUUGAAACUUGUCCCGUGCUUUUUCUAUAAUCUAUCUAACUAUGAAUCAUAUUUCAUUGUUACAGAGCUGGGGUACGUGCGGAAACCAUUUCUGUAAUACCUAACUCCGAGGAGAAAUUUAUUUCGCUUUCGAAAUAUGUGAGCAAUAUUUUCACCGUACGAUUUAUCGAUACCUGCCGGUUCAUGACGUCGAGUCUUGUCUCUUCCAUCGUACUCAAUCACCCCGGAAUACGAAAAGUUCCGUGAAUAACGGAAAAAAUUUAACGACAAAGAUAUAUAUAAUUAGUGACGAGGAAGGGUGUGUACCUAUACGAGUAUACGGACAGUUGGGGGAAAUUGGAGGAAGACACAUUGACGGAGAAGGAAGACUUCUAUAGUACGUUGACGAAGAAGAACAUUGAGAAGAACGAAUAUGUGCACGCACGGAAAGUUUGGGGCAAUUUUGGAUACAGGACGUUGGGAGAGUAUAGCGACUUGUACGUAUUUGAAAAUUUCCGAGAUAUUUGUAUGAUGUCCUACAACUUAGUCCAGGCGUACUACUACACGGCACCCGGAUUCAACUAUGACGUCACGCUGAAAUAUACGAGGAUUGGACUUGAACUUCUGUCGGACUACGAUAUGUUGCUGAUGUUUGAAAGAGGUAAAUAAUUGUAUGUUAUUUUACAUAGCAUUUAUAAUAUUAACCGGAACAUUUUUUUUUUUUAGGGAUACACGGCGAUUUCGUACAGCCGAGUAUGCGGUACGUGAAGGCAAACAAUAUAACGGUGGAAGACUACGACAAAAUGAAAGAAGAUUCGUGA
This is a messenger RNA of Cinara cedri, 1195 nucleotides long. Lineage: Eukaryota; Metazoa; Arthropoda; Insecta; Hemiptera; Aphididae. The record is from the annotation of a GenBank genome assembly.